This is a messenger RNA of Trichophyton rubrum CBS 118892, 1185 nucleotides long. RefSeq lists its product as uncharacterized. The record is from RefSeq and is a predicted model, not a curated record. The transcript is spliced from 7 exons. Bases 1 to 1185 code for a protein of 394 amino acids. Lineage: Eukaryota; Fungi; Ascomycota; Eurotiomycetes; Onygenales; Arthrodermataceae.
AUGAGAAAUCCACCUCCUGAGGUCAUCAAGACAUGGCCGAAGCCCAACUACGUCAACCCAGAGUACGCUGGGCCGGAGCUGGCCAUUAUAGGGGUGACCUUCACGACACUAUCAAUUAUCGUCAUGUCACUGCGGAUGUAUGUUCGCCUUCAUUUGCGAAAAGCUGCAUCAUGGGAUGAUUGGCUUAUGGUGGCCGCUAUUCCGUUUUUGAUGGGCAUCUCAGCAUCAGCAAUUGUCAGCACCAGAUAUGGAUGGGGCUUUCACAUCUGGGACUUCAAGUUCAGCCAGUUCAGAGAAUCAAGAAUAACGAGUUACAUAUGCCAACUCUUGUUCAUUCCGCUCAUGACCCUCGUGAAGCUAUCUAUUUUGGCCUCCUACCUUCGUUUCUUCACUGAAAAGAUAUACAUCCGGCUAGCAUGGAUACAGGUCGGCCUGGUUCUUGCCUGGUUUGUGGCUUUCAUGGUUCUCAUGCUUAUUGCCUGCAUCCCACUCUCAAACUACUGGAACUCCUUCUUGCAAAAAGGUUGCAUGGAAGAAGAAUUUAGAUUGCUUCCAGGUAUUUACUCCAACGCUGUGAUGGACGUUAUGAUACUUGUCACUCCUUGUCCUGCGCUUUGGAAGCUACAUCUACCAGUUCGGGACAGAAUUGUCCUCAUCGUGAUGAUGUGCUUGGGAUUCAUUUCUUGUGUAGCAGGGUGCGUCAAGUCGUGGUAUAUGUACCGGACUCUAGUGGGAACAUAUGAUGUUACCUGGGAAGGAUACAAUGUUUGGGUAUGGACCGACCUCGAAAUCAAUCUUGCUGUGAUCUGCACAUCUAUACCCGUUCUUCGGCCGUUUGCACAAAAAUAUUUCCCCAACCUGGGCUUCAAGAGCAAUAGCUCGGGGUCACGAUACGGCAGCCGAUGGGGCAGUAGCAACCCUUCCAACGGACUGGGCUCUGGGGGAAUCUACAAGCAGCAGACCAUCCACCAGUUCGUCAGGUCUCGACAGACCGAGGACGAAGACGACGGAGGCUCGACCAUUGCACUGAGCCCAGCGGAGUUCCCUUCAACAAAGACAUAUCCAACCUCGCCUCGGUCCUACGACAGCAGAGGCAACGACGUGCGCAACCCAUCCCGGAGUGGCUUCCGCAACGAACCCGCUUAUAACGACUAUCAAAAGGAUCGAUAUAACAACUACGUUUGA